This is a messenger RNA of Penicillium nucicola, 1779 nucleotides long. It is a transcript of the gene erf2, whose product is annotated as palmitoyltransferase ERF2. Gene Ontology annotation, cellular component: endoplasmic reticulum; Golgi apparatus. The record is from RefSeq and is a predicted model, not a curated record. The coding region runs from base 1 to 1779 and encodes 592 amino acids. The transcript is spliced from 2 exons. Gene Ontology annotation, molecular function: protein-cysteine S-palmitoyltransferase activity. NCBI's taxonomy places the organism in Eukaryota, Fungi, Ascomycota, Eurotiomycetes, Eurotiales, Aspergillaceae. Gene Ontology annotation, biological process: peptidyl-L-cysteine S-palmitoylation; protein targeting to membrane.
AUGGCAAACCACGCGGAUCGUCCAAUCACCGGCGACACGAAUCCGGCCCCAACACAGCAACAUGUGCUAGGUAUUCCUCGUCCUCCCUCAGUGGGAGGAAUCUCUUCCAGAGUGACAGAUGACGAUGGGGAGCGGACAGUGUCUUUCACGUCACCUCCUCCGUCCCUCCAGCAUGGACCCUCGACCUCCAGACGUGGUCCGCCUCCGACGCGAAACUCAAUUACCGCGGCCAGUCAGGUCACCAGCAGACCUGGCAGCUCUGCUAGCCGACUGAGUAGAUCUCAUAUUCCGUCUUUAACGGCUCAGGCAUUCUUCCGGCCAAUGAGUUCACAACGAUUGCAAGCACAUCGAGGAACUCGCCCUAGAACCAAGGGAACUUUUUCGUCCGACGACUGGACAGAGCAAGGAAGUCAGAACCGAAGAAGCAUAGUUUCCAACAGCACAGUCCCCCAAGGGUCUAUUCCUCAAACAGAUAUAGAAGCCCCGCCGUCUCGGGGCACAGAGUACACGGAUCCCAUCAUGCCAGACCGCAACACCUCUAACGCUAGCCCUACCGGCAACACGACCAUCCGAAGUUUGGGCGACAGCGUCAGGCUUUUGCGAGACAGAGAUCAGAGACAGAUUCCCCAGCCUGGCCGUCUCAAUCUGGGUGCGAACUAUUCAGGACAGGCUCCCCAGGAUUUACCUCCAAGAUCACCACUUUCAUUCCUCUCAUUCCAACAAAAUAGAGGAACAACACACGGUCAUGACUCUCGGGGCCACGAACAUCUUUCCUCCGCUGGUUCUUCUCCGGGACCUCUCGAUGUGAAGAACCCUCCUCUGCCAAAAUCUAAUCUCGGGAAAAACUGGGAAUAUUUCACUGGCAAUACUCUCUUUUGUGGAGGAGGGCGAUUCCAGAAUGCGAGAGACAAGCCUGUCAACAUUGCAACAGGGCUUCUAGUUGUCGUACCUUCAGCUCUGUUUCUCGCCUUCUCGGCCCCUUGGCUAUGGCAUAAUGUCUCACCUGCCAUUCCCAUCUUGUUCGCCUAUAUCUUCUACAUUUGCAUCUCAUCCUUCAUUCAUGCGUCUACCGUCGAUCCCGGGGCGAUCCGUUGGCGCUUGGCCCCCCCUACAAAUGACUGGGUGAUGGUUAAGCUCGCUACUUCGGAGGUGGCUGCCAUGGACGUGCCCGUUAAAUACUGCAAGACAUGCAGCAUUUGGCGACCUCCCCGCUGCUAUCACUGUCGUGUCUGCGACAACUGUGUCGAGACCCUCGAUCACCACUGCGUAUGGCUCAACAAUUGUGUUGGUCGUCGCAACUAUCGCUAUUUUUUUACCUUUGUCAGCUCUUGCACCAUUCUAUCCUUCUUUUUAAUUGGUGCUAGCCUCGCACAUAUCUUGCUCUAUAGGUCACAGGAGCACAUCUCUUUUGGGGCCGCAAUCUCCAAAUGGAGAGUGCCCUGGGCUAUGGUGAUCUAUGGUGUCGUUGCAGUACCGUACCCUACCUCCCUUUGGAUAUACCAUUUGUUCUUGACUGGCCGUGGCGAAACAACAAGGGAGUAUCUCAACUCGCACAAAUUUGCCAAGGCCGACCGCCAUCGACCCUUUACUCAAGGAAAUGUUCUCAAGAACUGGAUUGCUGUCCUUGGACGACCUCGACCUCCCACCUACAUGCAAUUCAAGAAACGUUAUGAGGAUGGUGAUCAACGAUUGGGAACACAGAAGCGCAAGUAUCGUGUCCCCGAUGUUGAGUCCCAGGGAGACAUUGAGAUGCAACAAGUUGGAUCCCAGCAGGGCUAA